UUCUCCUUCUUCCUCUCUUCCCUCCUCACCCUCACCGCUUUACCAACAAAGCACAUCUACUCUACCUUCACUGUCUGCACAACGCCGGCAGCUCUUGAUUCAUUCCCACACAUAUCGGAAAGACGCCAUCAAAAUGGUGCAAUCAUCUGUCCUCGGUUUCCCGCGUAUGGGACGUCUUCGUGACCUCAAGAAGGCCAACGAGGCGUACUGGGCGGACAAGCUCUCUCGUGAUGAGCUCCUCGCCGAAGGAAAGAGACUGAGAUUGGAGCACUGGAAGAUCCAAAAGGACGCCGGUGUGGAUAUCAUCCCAUCCAACGACUUUGCCUACUACGACCAUGUCCUCGACCACAUCCAGAUGUUCGGUGCUGUGCCUGAGCGAUACAGCAGCGCUAAGCUGCACAAGCUCGACGAGUACUUCGCCAUGGGCCGUGGUCACCAGAAGGACAACGUCGAUGUGCCUUCGCUGGAAAUGGUCAAGUGGUUCGACUCAAACUACCACUACGUCAAGCCCACUCUGCAAGACAACCAGACUUUCACUCUCUCCGAGAACCCCAAGCCAGUCGUUGAGUUCCUCGAGGCCAAGGAGGCAGGCAUCAAUACUCGCCCUGUCAUUCUCGGCCCCGUCUCCUUCCUCGCUCUCGGAAAGGCUGACCGUGGCUCUUCCGUCGACCCAAUCACCCUCCUCGACAAGCUUCUCCCAGUCUACGAGCAGCUCCUUACCCAGCUGAAGGAAGCUGGUGCCGAGACUGUUCAGAUCGAUGAGCCAGUCCUCGUCUUCGAUCUCCCAUCCAAGACCCGCAGCGCCUUCAAGCCAGCCUACGAGAAGCUCACUGCUCUUCAGGGCAGCAAGGGCCCACAGCUCGUCCUCGCCACCUACUUCGGCGAUGUUGUGCACAACUUCGAAGUCAUUGACUCCGCUCUGACCGGCACCUACGCCUUCCACGUCGACCUCGUCCGCCACCCAGAACAGCUCAGUAAGGUCAUUGAGCAUCUCGGACCAAAGCAGAUCUUGUCUGCUGGUGUCGUUGAUGGCCGUAACAUUUGGAAGACCAACUUCAAGAAGGCCAUUGAGGUUGUCGAGACCGCUGUACAAAAGCUCGGCAAGGAGCGUGUCAUUGUUGCCACCUCCAGCUCGCUUCUCCACACCCCACACACUCUUGCUAGCGAGAAGAACCUCGACGAGGAGGUCCGCGCUUGGUUCUCCUUUGCCAGCGAGAAGGCUGUCGAGGUUGCCAUCAUCGCCAAGGCUGUCACCAACGGCCCCGAGUCCGUCAAGGCUGAACUCGAGGCUAAUGCCAAGGACGCUCAAUCCCGAGCUACUUCGAAGCGCACCAACAACCCAGAGGUUAAGAAGCGGGUCGAGGCUGUCAAGAAGGAGGAUUAUGAGCGCAAGUCUGGCUUUGAUGCCCGUUACGCCGCACAGAAGAAGCACCUGCAGCUUCCUAUGUUCCCCACCACUACCAUUGGCUCAUUCCCUCAGACCAAGGACAUCCGUAUCCAGCGCAACAAGUUCACCAAGGGUGAGAUCACUGCCGAGGAGUACGAGAAGUUCAUCGAGAAGGAGAUUCAAGAAUGCGUCAACAUCCAGGAAGAGCUGGGUCUUGACGUCUUUGUCCACGGCGAGCCAGAGCGCAACGACAUGGUGCAGUACUUCGGCGAGCGCCUCGAUGGAUAUGUCUUCACCACACACGCCUGGGUCCAAUCCUACGGUUCUCGAUGUGUCCGCCCACCGAUUCUUGUCGGUGAUGUCUCCCGCCCGGCACCAAUGACCGUCAAGGAGAGCAAGUACGCCGCCAGCAUCAGCAAAAAGCCAAUGAAGGGUAUGCUUACUGGCCCCAUCACUUGCCUACGAUGGUCAUUCCCACGUGACGAUGUCCACCAGUCUGUCCAGGCUCAGCAGCUUGCACUCGCUCUUCGUGAUGAGGUUGUUGACCUCGAGGCUGCCGGUGUGUACGUCAUUCAGGUCGAUGAGCCAGCUCUCCGUGAGGGUCUGCCUCUCCGAUCGGGCUCGGAGCGCGAGAAGUACCUUGAGUGGGCUGUCAACAGCUUCAAGCUUUCCACUGCAGGUGUUGAGGACUCCACGCAGAUCCACUCUCACUUCUGCUACUCCGAGUUCCAGGACUUCUUCCACGCAAUAGCCGCUCUCGAUGCUGACGUCCUGUCCAUCGAGAACAGCAAGUCUGACGCCAAGCUCCUCAAGGUGUUCAUCGACGAGGCAUACCCCCGUCACAUCGGACCGGGUGUGUACGAUAUCCACAGCCCACGUGUUCCAAGUGAGCAGGAGAUCAAGGACCGCAUCCAGGAGAUGCUUCAGUACCUCAAGCCAGACCAGCUCUGGAUCAACCCUGACUGUGGUCUCAAGACCCGUCAAUGGAAGGAGACCAAGGCUGCUCUUGUCAACAUGGUCAACGCUGCCAAGUACUUCCGUGAGCAGCACAGCAAGUAAGCGCGUUGCUGCGCCCUUGCAUGAUUUUGCUAUCCCGCAUGGUGUUCCUGGCGCAAACAAAAUGGGAGCGAAUGGGAUGGUUUUUUGCCGGUCUUAGCGCCGGUGUAGCGCUCAACAGCUACGAUUCAACAAGUGAUACCCAAUUUUACUCAACGUCUUUAUCAGCGAGGAGUUUCAACAGAGGAUGGUCUGUUGUUAUGAUGGAACGAGAAAAGUUACGGCCCGUGGACCUCAACGCUCCUGGGAGAGGAUGGCAUGAUGGGAGGGCAUCAUGCGAUCAGUGACUUCACAGAAGAAGGUGCUAGGCUCAUAGAAGAACAGGUAGUCGCUACCAAAAUUGUACUAUUGAUGAGGUCACUGCUUUUCUGGUGAGAGCCUUCAGGUUUUCACCUACACUGACC
Molecule: messenger RNA, 2847 nt
Organism: Sphaerulina musiva SO2202
Lineage: Eukaryota; Fungi; Ascomycota; Dothideomycetes; Mycosphaerellales; Mycosphaerellaceae
Product: methionine synthase
Exons: 2
Coding region: 134-2446 (770 amino acids)
Molecular function (GO): 5-methyltetrahydropteroyltriglutamate-homocysteine S-methyltransferase activity; zinc ion binding
Source: RefSeq, a predicted model, not a curated record